GCUCAUUCUCUGAUGAGUGAGGGCAGUGUUGUCAGCCUCUCUGCUGCGCUUCCCGCGUGCGGACCCACACUAACGGAGUUAAGGAACAGUUUGAAAUACAGCAAAGAAGUGGAAACAUGCAAGACUGCCAACAAAAGGAAUAUUUAACAGAGACUGGUUGCUGGCCCCUGCCCUUAUGAAAAAAUCCUGGCUCCGCCACUGUACAUGAUGACUAAACAUCAGAACAGAAGCAGGUCAAAGGCUGAACCCAGUGCUGUGGAUCUCCAUGAGUAACCAGACAGAGCUCCCUGCUGCCCCUUCAUGCCUCUGUCAGUUCCUUGACGCCCACCUUUCACCCUCUAUCUCCCCACCUGACCGUUACACCUCCUCAAUCUUCUUCCCUUAAAUGAUGUGGUUCGCGAUCCGUGCUCUGCUCCUGGUGAUGCUGGGUGCCGAGAUCCUGCUUUCCAGCGGAGACUCUCCCCGCAGAGAAAUUAAAAUUGAUGGGGACCUGGUUCUGGGAGGCCUCUUUCCCAUCCACGAGAAGGGCAUCGGCAUGGAUGAAUGUGGCCGGAUCAAUGAAGACCGUGGCAUCCAACGGCUUGAGGCAAUGCUCUUCGCCAUAGAUCAGAUCAACCAGGACGUAGGUCUGCUACCGGGCGUGGCUUUGGGCGUCCACAUCUUGGACACAUGCUCGAGGGACACCUAUGCUCUGGAACAGGCGCUGGAGUUCGUCAGGGCCUCGCUUACAAAAGUGGAUGAUACAGAGUUCAUCUGUCCCGAUGGUUCCUACGCACUUCAGGAAGACAGUCCGCUGGCCAUAACUGGUGUCAUUGGGGGAUCUUUUAGCAGCGUCUCCAUACAGGUGGCCAACCUGCUGCGGCUAUUUCAGAUCCCUCAGAUCAGCUACGCCAGUACCAGCGCCAAACUCAGCGACAAAUCCCGCUACGACUACUUCGCACGCACAGUCCCUCCAGACUUCUACCAGGCCAAGGCCAUGGCUGAGAUCCUGCGUGCCUUCAACUGGACCUACGUUUCCACUGUUGCCUCCGAGGGUGACUACGGAGAGACAGGAAUCGAAGCCUUCGAGCAGCAAGCCCGUUUGAGAAACAUCUGCAUCGCUACUUCGGAAAAAGUGGGGCGAUCAAGCGCGAAACGGUCUUCGUACGAGGCGGUGGUCCGUCAGCUUCUACAGAAGCCCACAGCCCGUGUGGCCGUGCUUUUUCUGCGUAGCGACGAUGCUCGAGAACUCAUCGCGGCCGCCGCACGCCUCAAUGCAUCGUUCCUCUGGGUAGCAAGUGACGGCUGGGGGGCGCAAGAGAGCAUCGUCAAAGGGAACGAAUUCACGGCGGACGGGGCGAUCACGCUGGAGCUAGCGGCUCAUCCUUUACCAGAGUUCAACCGCUACUUCCAGAGCCUCACGCCCUUUAAUAAUCAUCGCAACCCAUGGUUCAAAGACUUCUGGGAGCAAAAGUUUCAGUGUUCAUUGGGCGGGCCUUCGGCAGCAGGGGCGGGAACCCCAAAGCCACCUUGUGACCCAGAGUUGGCUGUGGACAGCUCAAAUUUUGAGCCAGAAUCAAAGAUUAUGUUUGUCGUAAACGCCGUGUAUGCCAUGGCCCACGCCUUGCACCGAAUGCAACGUACUCUUUGCGCCAACACCACACGCUUGUGCGAUGCCAUGCGCAGUCUCGAUGGCAGGAAACUCUACCGGGACUUUCUGCUUCACGUCAACUUUAGAGCUCCAUUCUCCCCUGUCGGCUCGGAGAAUCAAGUAAAAUUUGACGCAUAUGGUGACGGAAUGGGCCGCUACAACAUCUUCAACUACCAGAGAGUGCCAGGCAGUGACAAGUUCACUUAUGUCCAGGUCGGGGAGUGGGCGGAGAUUCUUUCUCUAAACGAGGGCUUGAUCGGCUGGCCAAGGGGAGCAGACGUGCCCACGUCUCAGUGCAGCGAUCCUUGCGCUCCUAAUGAGAUGAAGAAGAUGCAAGCGGGUGAAUACUGCUGCUGGAUUUGCACUCCCUGCGAGCCCUAUGAAUACCUGCCAGAUGAGUUCACAUGCAUGCCCUGCGCAUCUGGCCAGUGGCCCCGUCCUGACCUGACCGGAUGCUACGACCUUCCUGAGGACUACAUCAUGUGGGAGGACGCUUGGGCCAUCGGGCCCAUCUCAAUUGCAUGCGUUGGCUUCAUCUGUACCUUAAUGGUCUUCAUCGUUUUCAUUCGACACAACGACACACCGCUGGUCAAAGCGUCCGGUCGCGAGCUGUGCUACAUCCUGCUGCUUGGUGUCUUCAUGUCGUACGUCAUGACUUUCAUAUUCAUCGCAAAACCGUCGCCUAUCGUGUGCACGCUGAGGCGGUUAGGCCUUGGUACCUCGUUUGCAGUGUGCUACUCUGCCUUGCUCACGAAGACCAAUCGCAUCGCUCGCAUCUUCAGCGGCGUGAAGGAGGGCGGGGCUCAGCGACCGCGCUUCAUCAGUCCCAGCUCACAGGUGUUCAUCUGUCUGUCAUUGAUCUCAGUGCAGCUCCUGUUAGUUUCCAUCUGGCUACUGCUGGAAGUUCCCGGGACGCGGAGAUUCACCACACCGGAGAAACGUCAGACUGUCAUUUUGAAGUGUAACGUAAGGGACUCUAGCAUGCUGCUCUCGCUAAGCUACAAUGUGGUUCUGGUGGUCCUCUGCACAGUCUAUGCCUUCAAGACCCGCAAAUGUCCAGAGAACUUCAAUGAGGCCAAGUUCAUCGGAUUCACCAUGUACACCACCUGCAUCAUCUGGCUGGCUUUUCUGCCCAUCUUCUACGUCACCUCCAGUGACUACAGGGUCCAAACCACAACCAUGUGUAUAUCUGUCAGUCUGAGCGGAUUUGUGGUGCUGGGCUGCAUGUUUGCCCCCAAAGUCCACAUCAUCAUGUUCCAGCCUCAGAAGAAUGUCACCAGUCAUCGGUUAAACAUGAACCGGUUCAGUGUAAGCGGGCCGGCCACUAGCUACGCGUCCCAUGCAUCCGUGAGCGCCCAGUACGUUCCAACGGUGUGCAACGGAAGAGAGAUUGUUGACUCCACCACUUCCUCUCUGUGACCCCGCCCCCUCCUCCAGACUCCUGCUCCUUAGCGACUGUUAGCCAAUCAGCACACAUUGUGCUCUGCCCAAGAACUAGGUCUGCCUACAAUGUGUAGAAAGUGUGUAUGAUUAUGAUUAUUAUUAAAUUAUUUUUAGGGCUCGUUGUAAAUAUUAACUGACAUUGUUGUAGAGAAACAAAAGAACAACAAAAAAAAAUCCUUUAUAGAGAGAUUUUGGAAACUUUUGUUUUGAUAGCUUUAUUAUGUAUGUUGUAAACGGCCAUGAUGUGAUGAUGUAAAACUCAAACCAGUUUUUGAUUGGGCCACAGUAGAGACUGACAGAAAUGGCUCCGCCUGCAAUACUGGACACAAUUUGUGGUCGUUUUCUUUUGUAGGCCUCAUUGUAAUAAUCUAAACUGUAUGUAUUUCUAUGUUGUACAUUUUGUACAGAAUCUUAACCGAUGGUUUUAACAGCACACGUCGACAGUAUUAGAGUCUACGCUGGUCAUGAGGUCCAGAGCAGGAAAACCAUCGAGUGAGCGCUCGCACCUCAAACUUCACGUCGUCUCAUUACAGGCAGUGGCUUGAUGCCAGAGGUUACAACACCAUUUUAGUAAACUGUCAUGACAUCUGAAAACAUAUUACAUUAACUGCAUCUCAUAAGCAUUAUGUUGAGAUGGCUGUGAUGCGGGUUUAUGUUGCAGAACAGAUACGCAGUGUUUCGAGACGUUAUAUAUGUUUACAUUGCCUGUGAUGAGUAGCCUUCAGGGACGGAAAGUCUGGAAGAUGAGCAUGUGAGGUACUGUGAAUCUUACAAAGUUGACACAUACCUCUUUUUCCAUCAUCAUGGUGCUGUUGCCAAUUUGCCGAAGAAAAAAAAAAAAAAAAACAUCUGCCCCUUAAACCGUGACAAACCAGUAAACAGUACUGUCAGAGGGCAAACAAUAGGUUAAUGUCCUCUCCAAAAAUAGUUUUCAAAACCACAAAAACUUAAACUGCAAAUAUUUAUAUAUAUAUUUGAAAAUAUACAUAUUUGCAAUAUACAUUUAUAUUUGUCUCUUAUGCUCACCAUGGCUGAAUUUAUUUGAUCAAAUAUAUAUAAAAACAGCAAUAUUGUGAAAUUAUAAUAAUUUAAAAGAAUUGAUUUAAAUGUUAUUUAUUCCUGUAAUGGCAUAGCUGAAUUUUAAGCAUCUUCAGUGUCACAUGAUCCUUCCGAAAUCAUCCAAAUAUGCUGAUUUGCUGCUCAAGAAAUAUUUCUUAUUAUUAUUAAUGCUGAACACAGUUGUGCUGCUUUAUAUUUUUGUGUACCCCAACUCUGGCACUGGCACCAUUUCAGUGGAAAAAUGGAUAAUCAGUCACAUUUUUGAUGUGGGAAAUGCUUUGUGAUGCAGUGAAUGUAAAAUGUAUUCUGUUGUUCAAAAUCGGCUUGUUGUGCCUUAUCAUUUGUCCUAUAGUUUUAAUACGAGAGGUUCCUCAGAGCCUUUUGGCGGGAGGGGACCGGGCCAUUUUUUUUACAGACAUCUUUUUUUACAUUUCAGAAGUUUUAUACAUUUCUAUGUUUUUCUGUUGGUUUGUUUGGAAGAGAGAGGGACACUCGGGUUCUUCGACAAGCUGACGAUUUAUAGAGAGCUAAAAUAUUAUAAGUUUGUUUUUAGCUCACGGCCAUCGCUUGGCCUCAAGGGAUUCUGUACAAUAUCACGUUACCUAAUGCAAGUGUCAAACUGUAUCAUGUAAUUUAAGGAUCAUCCAUUCUUGGCCCGUCAUGAAGAUAUAUAGUAAACAAACAUGUAACAGUAACCUAGAAAUGCUAAAGCUCUCAACAUCCAUAAUUCAUCAGCAUGGCGGCAAAGGAAAUCAUUUGUGUGUCAGUUAACAGUACCAGGAGGUGAACAUGCACAGCAGGAGUGAUAAAAUCAGAUAACAGAAAAAACAUAACCAAUCAAUGACAGAUUUAGUCUUCCAAUGGAGACGGAUUUGCUUACAGAAACACAAGAGAUGUAGUACAACUAUACACACACAUACAAUCAAAAUGCAGCCAAGCCCAUACUAUAUGCUUCCUCAUUUUUUCCCCCUUUUCACCCACUAAUUAGUGAUUACUUCUGCUGAAAAGUAGGGUUAGGAAUUUCAACAAACUCUUAAUCCUAAGUAAUGCCAUUAUGUAAUUAAAAUCAACAAUUUGUGCCUGGCAAAUGAUUAAAUCUUGUAAACAUCCAUUGGACUAACAUUGAAGUAGGAAUUAAAGCCGUAUCUAUGGAUUAGAAUAGAUAUGGACAACCCAGAGAGCAAAGCAUUGGAAACCAGCCAAAACACCAUAGUAACAUGGCAAACAACUGUCAGACCACCAUAGCAACUGCUUAGCAAUGCCCAGGAACCAGAUGAGAACAUCCUAACUGCAGAGUAAUGUUAAAAACCACUCAGAACACUCAAGCACAGUAACAUGAGAAAAAACAAUCAGAACACUAUAGCAACUGCAUAGUAACAUUCUAAAAACCACUCAGAACAUUUAUCAACUGCAUAGCAACAUGCUAAAAACCACCUAGAACACCUUAGCAACUGCAUAGCAACAUCCUGGAAACCACCUACAACACCAUAGCAGCAACCUAGAACAAUGACAUUCUAAAAACCACCCAGAACACCCUGGAACCUGCAUAGUAAGUAACAUACUAAAAACCACUUAGAACACCUUAGCAACUGCAUAGCAACACCCUGGAAACCACCUACAACACCCUAGCAACACCCCAGCACAAUGGCAUUCUAAAAACCAUCAAGAACACCCUAGAACCUGCAUAGUAAAUAACAUGCUAAAAACCA
Messenger RNA from Ctenopharyngodon idella (grass carp), 5841 nucleotides. It is a transcript of the gene grm3, whose product is annotated as glutamate receptor, metabotropic 3. The transcript has 7 exons. Gene Ontology annotation, cellular component: membrane. Gene Ontology annotation, molecular function: group II metabotropic glutamate receptor activity. Gene Ontology annotation, biological process: regulation of synaptic transmission, glutamatergic; G protein-coupled glutamate receptor signaling pathway. The record is from RefSeq and is a predicted model, not a curated record. The coding region runs from base 386 to 3049 and encodes 887 amino acids. Lineage: Eukaryota; Metazoa; Chordata; Actinopteri; Cypriniformes; Xenocyprididae.